GCAUGUAUCAGGAGAAUAAUCAAGCCACAGUACUGUAGUACAUACUGUCCCACAUACCGCAGUGUUGCCCAAUGCUUGGACUCUUGGAGUACACCUAUAAUCAACCCCUGGAAGACUGAAGUAAGUACACUGCAUUGUACCUGAACAUUACGACGCUGGUCGAAGCUCUAGCUGGCCUCAAUUUAUCUAACGCGGACAUGUAAAGACAAUCAUCUACAACCCAACACUCAUUCACCUUCCCCUAUAUUACUUGCUAUAGGGACAAUAAAGAGAUUCCUCAGAGGUACAUACGUACUUCUCUUAACAACCACCAAUCCAACCUACCUCAAGUGAAGUCAACAUGAUCUCCGACGACGAUCUGUACUCCCUAGCCGUAUUUCUUGGCUCAGCGGCUAUGAUCCUUAUCGUACUAUACCAUUUCUUCGAGGUCAAUUCGCAGGAUAGCGCUCUUAGCGAGAAAGCCGCGAAAGCUGUACCGUCACAACAACCUGCAGCAGUAGGAAAGCAACCGGGUGGAACAAAGUAGAAGAUACGAUGAUUCUGUACUUAUAAUACGCGGCGUUACGGAAGAUAAGAGACGUUAUUCAGAACGAUUGGUUGUUAAUCUGUAUGAUUUGGACGUUCGGGGACCUGGUCAAGCUAAAAGCUGAGGAAACAUGGCCUGGUCAAAAUCUUUGAUCCAUCUCGAUCCGGAUACCUGCUAGAGAGAAGAAUGAAGUAGGUGGACUGGACUGCCAAUAUACACUGCAUAAGAGGGUAGUCUUAUGAGUUCCGGAAUAAGCUGGACAGCCUCUAUUUUCCCAGCGACUCACUUAGGUACCCGUGGGAAAGCUUUAAAUAAAGUCAUAUGAAUACUGGGCCGCGGUUAGGCUGCAAGUCAUUUAUUCUUUGAGUGUUGUGUUUGGAUUAUCUGCAUUAAAUUUGUUGUUUAACAAGCUAUUUUUUGUGACCAACGUCAAGAAUAGAACCUUCAAGUUGCCCAGGCUUUUUUCCCAUGUCAAUGAACGGCAAGUGUUGUCUAUUCCCUGUAUAAGAUUAGAUCUAUUCACAGUAUACUAGGUAUUUUACGCAAUGCGCAUAAGAAUAAUUAACGCCACGUAUGGUGGAGACUGUUGAUUGUGCGACUCAUUGUUUUCCACCCAAAUUGCCAGCGUCGCGCUCCCUCCCUGUCCCUGCUUUCCU
Messenger RNA from Daldinia caldariorum, 1182 nucleotides. RefSeq names its product Oligosaccaryltransferase-domain-containing protein. Lineage: Eukaryota; Fungi; Ascomycota; Sordariomycetes; Xylariales; Hypoxylaceae. The transcript is spliced from 3 exons. Gene Ontology annotation, cellular component: oligosaccharyltransferase complex. The coding region runs from base 341 to 526 and encodes 61 amino acids. The record is from RefSeq and is a predicted model, not a curated record.